UGGGUGCAAGGGGCAUGUGGGGGUACUUGUGCUUCCUAUGCCGCCCCCCGGGGCCUGAGCCCCGGACCCAGGAGGCCCCAGUAACUGGAGGUGACCCUGAGGCAGCAAGACCCCCGAGGAAGGGUGUGAGCCCUGCAGACGACUGUGAAGCACGCCAGGCUGGGCUCCUGUUAGGACGGGGUGCCUGUGCCCAGGCAGCGGCUCAGAGGCAGCUGCUCCAUGCAGAACUGAAGCUGGUCCUGCAGCAGAAGGGAGACAGAAAGCAGGAGCCUACGACCCAGGUGACUCCCAGCAGCGCCAUGGAGGUCAGGAGUCGGAGUGCUGAGGAGCUGAGGCGGGCGGAGUUGGUGGAGAUCAUCGUGGAGACGGAGGCGCACACUGGGGUCAGCGGCAUCAACGUAGCGGGCGGCGGCAAGGAAGGAAUCUACAUUCGCGAGCUGCGCGAGGACUCGCCGGCUGCUAGGAGCCUCAGCUUGCAGGAAGGGGACCAGCUGCUGAGCGCCCGCGUGUUCUUUGAGAACUUCAAGUACGAGGAUGCACUACGCCUGCUGCAAUGCGCCGAGCCUUACAAGGUCUCCUUCUGCCUGAAGCGCACUGUACCCACCGGGGACCUGGCGCUGCGGCCUGGGACCGUGUCUGGCUACGAGAUCAAGGGCCCUCGGGCCAAGGUGGCCAAGCUGAACAUCCAGAGUUUGUCCCCUGUGAAGAAGAAGAAGAUGGUGGUGCCUGGGGCCCUGGGGGCCCCUGCAGACUUGGCCCCCGUUGACGUCGAAUUCUCCUUUCCCAAGUUCUCCCGUCUGCGUCGGGGCCUCAAAGCCGAGGCUGUCAAGGGUCCUGUCCCAGCUGCUCCCACCCGCAGGCGCCUCCAGCUGCCUCGGCUGCGCGUCCGAGAAGUGGCCGAAGAGGCCCAGGUAGCUCGGCUGGCCGCCGCUGCUCCUCCCCCCAGAAAAGCCAAAGCAGAGGCUGAGGUGGCAGCAGGGGCCCGUUUCACAGCACCCCAGGUGGAGCUGGUUGGGCCUGGGCUGCCAAGCACAGAAGUGGGUGUCCCCCAGGUCAUAGUCCGCAAGGGGGAGGAGGCCCCUGCAGGAGAAGCAGCCGCGGGCUUUGCCCUCCACCUGCCAACCUUUGGGCUUGGAGCCCCUGCUGCACCUGCUGUGGAGCCUGCGGCCGUAGGGAUUCAGGUUCCCCAAGUGGAGCUGCCCACCUUGCCCUCUCUACCCACUCUGCCCACACUACCUUGUCUGGAGACCCGUGAAGGAGCGAUGGCAGCGCUGGUGGUGCCCACCCUGGAUGUGGCAGCACCUACUGUGGGGGUGGACCUGGCCUUGCCGGGCACAGAGGUGGAAGCCCGAGAAGAGGUGCCCGAGGUGGCCCUAAAGAUGCCCCGCCUCAGUUUCCCUCGCUUUGGGGCUCGAGCAAAAGAAGUAACUGAGGUCAAGGUGACCAAGGGCAGCCCUGAGGUCAGGGUGAAGGGGCCCCGACUUCGGAUGCCCACCUUUGGGCUCUCUCUCCUGGAGCCCCGGCCCACCGCCCCUGAUGCUGUUGAGAGCAAGCUGAAGCUGCCUACCAUCAAGAUGCCUUCCUUUGGCAUUGGGGUCUCGGCGCCUGAGGUCAAGGUACCCAAGGGGCCUGCAGUGAAGAUCCCCAAGGCCCCUGAGGUCAAGCUCCCUAAAGUGCCCGAGGCAACCCUUCCAGAAAUGCAACUCCCAGAGGUUGUGCUUCCAAAAGUGUCAGAGAUGAAAGUCCCAAAGGUGCCCGAGAUGGCCGUGCCCGAGGUGCGGCUUCCAGAGCUCCAGCUGCCAAAGGUCUCUGAGAUGAAGGUGCCCGAGAUGGCCGUGCCCGAGGUGCGACUCCCAGAGGUGCAGCUGCCGAAAGUCUCAGAGGUGAAGCUCCCGAGGGUCCCCGAGAUGGCCGUGCCCGAGGUGCGACUCCCAGAGGUGCAGCUGCCGAAAGUCUCAGAGGUGAAGCUCCCGAGGGUCCCCGAGAUGGCCGUGCCCGAGGUGCGACUCCCAGAGGUGCAGCUGCCGAAAGUCUCAGAGGUGAAGCUCCCGAGGGUCCCCGAGAUGGCCGUGCCCGAGGUGCGACUCCCAGAGGUGCAGCUGCCGAAGGUCUCAGACAUGAAGCUCCCGAGGGUCCCCGAGAUGGCCGUUCCCGAGCUGCGACUCCCAGAGGUGCAGCUGCCGAAGGUCUCAGAGAUAAAGCUCCCAAGGGUCCCCGAGAUGGCCGUGCCCGAGGUGCGACUCCCAGAGGUGCAGCUGCCGAAGGUCUCAGACAUGAAGCUCCCCAGGGUGCCCGAGAUGGCCGUGCCCGAGCUGCGACUCCCAGAGGUGCAGCUGCCGAAGGUCUCAGACAUGAAGCUCCCAAAGGUGCCUGAGAUGGCUGUGCCUGAGGUGCGACUCCCAGAGGUGCAGCUGCCGAAGGUCUCAGAGAUGAAGCUCCCGAGGGUGCCCGAGGUGGCCGUGCCCGAGGUGCAGCUUCCAGAGGUACAGCUGCCCAAGGCUCCUGAGGUGCAGCUAAAAGCUGCCAGGGCAGAGAAGGUAGAGGGGGUGGAAUUUGGCUUCAAGAUGCCCAAGAUGACCAUGCCCAAGCUAGGGAGGGCACGGUCCCCGCCACGAGGCAAGCCAGGCGAGGCAGGGGCUGAGGUCUCAGGGAAGCUGGUGACACUUCCCUGUCUGCAGCCAGAGGUGGACACUGAGGCUCGUGUAGGUGUCCCCUCUCUCUCUCUGCCCUCAGUGGAGCUAGACCUGCCCAGGGCACUCAGCCUGGAGGGGCAGGUCCCAGCGGCCAAAGUGGGCAAGGUGGAGCAGGCAGAAGGCAAAGUAGCACAGGCAGAGGGGAGGGUGGAAUGGGCAGAGGGCAAGGUGGCAGCAGGGGUCGGGGAAGUGACCUUCCGGAUGCCCUCUGUUGAGAUCGUCACUCCACAGCUGCCCACGGUAGAAGUUGAGGAAGGGCGGGUGGAGGUGAUGGAGACGAAAGUCAAACCCACUUCCAAGUUCUCCCUGCCCAAGUUUGGACUCUCGGGGACAAAGGUGGCCAAGGCAGAGGCUGAGGGGGCUGGGCGAGCCACCAAGCUGAAGGUGUCCAAGUUCGCCAUCUCACUCCCCAAGGCUCGGGUGGGGACUGAGGCUGAGGCUAAAGGGGUCGGGGAGGCAGGCCUGCUGCCCGCCCUCGAUCUGUCAAUUCCUCAGCUCAGCCUGGAUGCCCAUCUGCCCACAGGCAAGGUGGAGGUAGCGGGGGCCGAUUUCAAGCUCAAGGGUCCCAGGUUCACCCUGCCCAAGUUUGGGGUCAGAGCCCGGGACACCGAGGCAGGAGAACUAGUGCCAGGGGUGGCCGAGUUGGAGGGCAAGAGCUGGGGUUGGGAUGGGAAGGUGAAGAUACCCAAACUGAAGAUGCCCUCCUUUGGCCUGGCUCGGGGGAAGGAGGUAGAAGUCCAGGGCGGGCGUGUCAGCCCGGGGGAAAAGGCAGAGUUCCUGGCUGGGCAGAUUAAGAUCCCUGAGGUGGAGCUUGUCACACUGGGGGCCCAGGAGGAAGUGGGGGCGCCCGGGGUGGUGGCUGUCAGUGGGGCACCGCUGUCAGGCCUGCAAGUGUCCACAACCAGGCAGGCAGGCCCUGAAGGCCAGGAGGGGGCGCUGAGGGUGCCCCUGGGCAUCUCUCUGCCACAGGUGGAGCUGACCAGCUUUGGUGAAGCUGGCCUGGGUGUCACCUCAGGGGUCCAGGUUGAGAGCGCAGCUCCUUCAGCAGAGGGCACAGCAGGUUACAGGGUCCAGGUGCCUCAGGUGACCUUGUCUCUGCCGGGAGCCCAGCGGGAGGGUGGUGAGCUAUUGGUGGGAGAGGGCGUUUUCAAGAUGCCCACUGUAACAGUGCCCCAGCUUGAGCUGGACGUGGGGCUGAGCCGAGAUGCCCGGGUGGGUGAGGCAGCCGCAGACGAGGGUGGGCUACGGCUGAAGAUGCCUACCCUGGUGGCCAGAGCUGGGGCUGGGGUCGGGGGCCCUGGAGACCAGCUCCCAGGGGUCGAACGAACCUUCCACCUCUCACUGCCUGACCUGGAGCUGUCGCCACCUGCCAUGGGCAGCCAUGCUGAGUACCAGGUGGUAGAGGGUGAGGGAGACACUGGACACAAGCUCAAGGUUCGUCUGCCCAGGUUUGGCCUGGUGCGGGCCAAGGAGGGGGUGGAGGAGGGCGAGAAGGCCAAGAGCCCGAAACUCAGGCUGCCCCGUGUGGGCUUCAGCCAGAGCGAGGCUGUCUCCAGGGAAGGCUCCCCCAGCCCCGAGGAGGAGGAGGAGGAGGAGGAGAGCAGUGGAGAAGGGGCUUCUGGUCGCCGAGGCCGCCUCCGAGUUCGCUUGCCCCGAGUGGGCCUGGCUACUUCUUCCAAGGCCUCUGGGGGACAGGAGGGCGAGGCAGCCUCCAAGUCCCCUGGUCGGGAGAAGUCCCCCAAGUUCCGCUUCCCCAGGGUGUCCCUGAGCCCCAAGGCCCGGAGUGGGAGCAGGGACCCAGAAGAGGGUGGAUUCCGGGUUCGACUGCCCAGCGUGGGGUUUUCGGAGUCAGGGGCUCCAGGCCCCACCAGGAUGGAGGGGACUCAGACCGCUGUCAUCUGAAGCCCUGGGCAGAGGGAGAGUCCCCUCUGGCCUUCCCAUCCCCCACCCCUUGUUUUGUGUGUGAGAUAACCUACACUAACCCUCAGAGGGCCGGGAGGUAGGUGACUGCGGGCAGGGCCGGGAGGCCUCAUGCCGGCUCAUUGGCAAGAGUGUCUGUAAUUUGCCAAGCCAUGUGAAUAAA
This is a messenger RNA of Molossus molossus (Pallas's mastiff bat), 4776 nucleotides long. It is a transcript of the gene PRX, whose product is annotated as periaxin. The transcript has 7 exons. Gene Ontology annotation, cellular component: nucleus; cytoplasm. Gene Ontology annotation, biological process: regulation of RNA splicing; peripheral nervous system myelin maintenance. The coding region runs from base 15 to 4595 and encodes 1526 amino acids. The record is from RefSeq and is a predicted model, not a curated record. NCBI's taxonomy places the organism in Eukaryota, Metazoa, Chordata, Mammalia, Chiroptera, Molossidae. Gene Ontology annotation, molecular function: protein binding.